This is a messenger RNA of Cuscuta europaea, 1185 nucleotides long. The record is from the annotation of a GenBank genome assembly. NCBI's taxonomy places the organism in Eukaryota, Viridiplantae, Streptophyta, Magnoliopsida, Solanales, Convolvulaceae.
AACGAGUACAACCCAAUUUCCCUAUACAAUUGGCAUCCCCAUCUGGACUGUUCACACAACCACUCCGCUUCCAAGUUCCAACUCCUAUCGUUCCGGCCCCCAACGACUCCUCGUCGACUGCAAUCCCGCUUGGUCUCGUGUGAUUGGUUAGAUGGCCAUACUGUAUGGGUUGGUGGCGAGGGGGACGACGGUUCUGGCGGAGUUCAGCGCCGUCACGGGGAACACAGGGGCAGUAGCGCGGCGGAUUAUGGAGAAGCUUUCUGGGACGGCUGAGUCCAGGCUCUGCUUCUCUCAGGAUCGGUACAUCUUUCACAUUCUUAGAUCCGAUGGCCUGACCUUCCUCUGUAUGGCAAACGACACUUUCGGUAGGAGGAUACCAUUCUCCUACUUGGAAGAUAUCCACAUGAGGUUUAUGAAGAAUUAUGGUAGGAUUGCUUCCCUGGCGCCAGCCUAUGCCAUGAAUGAUGAAUUUUCAAGGGUUUUACAUCAGCAAAUGGAGUUCUUUUCGAGGAAUCAUAGUGCAGACACACUAAAUCAUGUCAAGGGUGAAAUUAGCGAGAUACACACCAUUAUGGUAGAUAAUAUUGAGAAAAUACUUGAGAGAGGUGACAGAAUUGAGCUUCUGGUUGACAAAACUGCCACAAUGCAAGAUAAUGCAUUUCACUUCCGAAAGCAUUCAAAGCGCCUUAGACAAGCUUUAUGGAUGAAAAAUGCAAAGCUCAUGCUUUUACUUACAUGCUUGAUUGUCAUCCUCCUCUACUUUAUAGUUGCUGCUUUCUGUGGUGGCAUUACUCUACGUUCGUGCAGAUCGUAACCUCUCCUGGUGUGUCCUUGAAAACUCCAUUUGACGAUUGACGUGGAGAUGGUAUUUUAAUCAGUAAGAAUGUAAGAUGGUCAAGAAUAGUUGAGCAACGAGUUAUGUCUAAUCAUUUUAUGAUGAAGCACAUGGUACCUUAUUAUUGUCACUGUAAAUGCUUGUCAUCAUCAUAAAUACUAUAUCUUGUUGAAAACUACAUUUUUUAAAUUUUUAUAAAUGAUAUAUAUGUAAUGUAUUUAAAUGUAUAAAGAACUACAUAGUAGUAGCAUUUAACCAUUGUUGUUUUCUCUUGUUGACAGUAAGUACCUUAUUAGUUACUCCAUGGGAGUGCAGUACCUACACAAUAAUUUAGAUGCAAUUACCUAAAA